This is a messenger RNA of Engraulis encrasicolus (European anchovy), 6212 nucleotides long. RefSeq names its product pre-mRNA processing factor 4Ba (gene prpf4ba). Gene Ontology annotation, biological process: mRNA cis splicing, via spliceosome; peptidyl-serine phosphorylation; peptidyl-threonine phosphorylation. The transcript is spliced from 15 exons. NCBI's taxonomy places the organism in Eukaryota, Metazoa, Chordata, Actinopteri, Clupeiformes, Engraulidae. The record is from RefSeq and is a predicted model, not a curated record. The coding region runs from base 9 to 3128 and encodes 1039 amino acids. Gene Ontology annotation, molecular function: ATP binding; protein serine/threonine kinase activity.
AAGAAACAAUGACAAUGGCUGACAUGGAGACGUUUGUGUACGAUAGUGGCGGAGAACACGGGGAAGAGGAGGCAGAAAGUUCUGAAAGGAGUGGAAAUGAAGACAAAGGGGAUGGCGCAGGACAGGGUUUACCGGGAGGAGGCAGACACGCAUUACAGAGACAAGAUUCGAAACACAAGAGGAAGAAACACAAGCACCGCAGCAAGCACCGAAAACACAAACACCCCUCUCCCGAAGACAAGGACGGCAGGCACAAGCACAGGCACAAACACAAGAAGCGCAGACGCAGAGACUCUGUGAAAGGAGAUGCCGGCGCCACCGUGGCAGACAACAACAACGCUCCCGUGGGCGUGGGCGAGGGCGAGGGUGAGGAGGAGGACGAAGAGGGGGGGCUCUCUCCCUUCUCGCAGAAGUCGCCCCAGCUGGAUGACCUGGCCGCCCUGGAGGACCUGGAGAAGCAGAGAGCCUUGAUCCAGGCCGCGCUGGACAGCGAGCUGAUGGAGGGCAGGGUCCACUCCGGCAUGGGGCUCAUCCUGCAGGGCUACAACUCGGAGGAGGAGACCGAGUUCCAGGACAGGGUGCACAACGGAGAUCCUGGGGUGCGGGGGCCGGACUGCUCUCAGGCAGCGAGGGACAUGGCACGCAGGAGCAGGUGGGACUUUGGCGCUGCUGGUGGAGAAGCCGGCGGUUUCGCCUCCAGCUCCAGGCAUCGCAGCCGAAGCCGGUCAAGGGAACGCCCAGCGAAGCCGUCUAGGGAAGAGAGGAGACGGAGCAAAGGGGGGGAAGGUGCAGAGUCCGACGGCAGGGCCCACGAGAGAGCCCACAGACGGUCCCAGGAAAGGAACUCCCAAAACAGUUCAGAACAAUCCAAGGCACCGAGGACGUCUGCAGAGAACGUCAGCCAACCCUCGCAGUCCCCCGAAGAGCAUGUUAGGAGCAGCGCCGUGAAAAUCCCCCCCGAACGCUCUUCAGUGUCCAAGGAAGAUGAGAAGUCGGCCCGGGCGAAAUCGGGCGAGGCCAGGAGCCAGGUCAGGGCCAGACAGUCCAGCUCUAGAGAGAGGAGAGCCCGCAGGUUGUCCGAGUCCGACAAGGAACGGGACAAGGACAAGGACAAGAGGCCAGACAAGUCUCCGUCCAAAGACGUGCCAUUGGGGAGAGACAACCGAUCGCCUGCCCGCCAUAAGCAGGGGCCCAGCCCCAGGCAACACAGCGCCUCCCCCAGGAGACGGGAGCAUCACUCCCCGCAGCGUGCCGAGCGGAGGCCUGGUCAAGGCCCAUUGGCAUCCCGCCACAGAUCUCCAGGCAGGAGGGGGCGAUCACGCUCUCCAGAGAGGAGACGGAGAGAUGGAGACGGUCCCAGAUCCAACUCACCUGUCAGACCACGACCAUGGGAUGACAUGGCAAUGCGAGACAGAGAGGGGGGCAGGGAGCUGGCAGGUGGCAGACGCAGGCCCAGCCGCUCCCCCUUGAGGUCCCGCUCACCCAGGAGACGGCUCAGCAGGUCGCCUCUGAGACGCAGGUCUAUGGACCGGGACAGAAUGGGCCGUGGCUCACAUCGGCACUCAGGCCCGUGGGAGCGCCCGGGGAGACGCCACCGAGACCAAGAGGACAAGUUCAAGGGCAGCCUGUCCGAGGGAAUGAAGGCAGAGCAGGACGACUCCGAUGAUGAAGUGCUGUUGGACUAUGAGGUUGAUGAAGAGGAUGAGGAGGCCCUCAUUGAGCAGAGAAGACUGCAGCGUCUGGCCAUUAUACAGAAGUACAAGGGCGGUAACGAGGACAGCAACAUGUCGGGGACGUCGGAGCCCGGCAGUCCCCAGAGCAGCCCGCGCAGCCGCUCUCCGUCGCCCGACGACAUCCUGGAGAGGGUGGCCGCAGACGUCAAGGAGUACGAGCUGGAGAACCUCGACACCUUCGAGGCCAACGUCAUGGCCAAGCAGAACCUCCUCGCGCAGGAGAAAGAAGGGUCCGGCGCAAAGAAGCCUUCGGCCCCGGAUAUGUUUACGGAGUCCGAUGACAUGUUUACUGCCUAUUUUGAUAGUGCCAGGCUCCGAGCAGCUGGCAUUGGCAAAGACUUCAAGGAGAACCCCAACCUCAAGGACAACUGGACAGAUGCGGAGGGCUACUACCGGCUUAACAUUGGCGAGAUGUUGGACAAGAGGUACAGUGUGUAUGGAUACACAGGGCAAGGCGUCUUCAGUAACGUGAUCCGUGCCAGAGACACGGCCCGAGCCAAUCAGGAGGUGGCCAUCAAGAUCAUCCGCAACAACGAGCUCAUGCAGAAAACAGGACUCAAAGAGUUGGAGUACCUGAAGAAGCUGAACGAUGCCGACCCCGAUGACAAGUUCCACUGUGUGCGCCUCUUCAGGCACUUCUACCACAAGCAGCACCUGUGCCUGGUGUUCGAGCCUCUUAGCAUGAACCUCCGUGAGGUGCUGAAGAAGUACGGUAAAGACGUGGGCCUGCACAUCAAGGCGGUGCGCUCCUACAGCCAGCAGCUCUUCCUGGCCCUCAAGCUGCUCAAGAGAUGCAACAUCCUGCACGCUGACAUCAAGCCGGACAACAUACUGGUAAAUGAGUCCAAGACCAUUCUUAAGCUGUGUGACUUUGGCUCGGCCUCCCAUGUGGCAGACAAUGACAUCACCCCGUACCUGGUCAGCCGUUUCUACCGGGCGCCCGAGAUUAUUAUUGGAAAGCCGUACGAUUAUGGGAUUGACAUGUGGUCUGUGGGCUGCACCCUCUAUGAGCUGUACACAGGCAAAAUCCUUUUUGCUGGGAAGACCAACAACCAUAUGCUGAAGCUCGCCAUGGACCUAAAGGGGAAGAUGCCAAACAAGAUGGCUAGGAAAGGCUUGUUCAAGGACCAGCACUUUGAUCAAAAUUUAAACUUCUUGUACAAGGAAGUAGAUAAGGUUACGGAGAGAGAGAAAGUCACCAUCAUCAGCACCAUUCACUCUCAGAAGGACCUGCUGCCGGACAUGAUCGGGCAACAGCGGCUCCCGGAGGACCAGCGCAAGAAGGUCUUGCAGCUGAAGGACAUGCUGGACCAGAUCCUCAUGCUGGACCCUGCCAAGAGGAUCACCAUCAACCAGGCGCUGCAGCACCCCUUCAUCCAGGAGAAGAUCAUCUGACCUGUAUCAUCGGACCCUCUCUACUCUCCGCAGUGCAGUGCCGCUCAGUGCAACGCAGCUCAGCUCAGCUCAGCACACCACACCGGACUGAUGAGGACACUCACUCACACUUAAGUACAAACUUUGCCCAAAAACACUGCUGCAAAAAUCAGUGUAUUUGUAUAUCUGCCAGGCUUUCUUUUUUUCUAAGCUUCUUGUUCGACGUUUUUGUUGUUUUUUUUCCUGGGCGCGUAUUCAGUAUGUAUCAAAAUGCAUCAGGGGUGUAGACUAUAUGUUUUAGUUUGUCUGUUAAAGAUGGGCUGUAGGAUUUGGUGCUUUAUUCUGCUUGAAGUCCAUAUUUUGCUGAAUGAUAUGUUGAAAUGAAGCUAUGUUUUGCCACAAGUGUUAGAUGAGCUUAGCCAUUCAUUUGCUGUUUGCAGACUCUAAAAUCUGUAAAUAUUCUUUUCAUGAACAUGUUUUAGAGUAGACAAGAGGACUGUAGUCACUGGCAAUAUUUAAACAUCAGUGAUGCUCUAGCACAAAUGCAAAAUGUCACUGGGGCUUAACUCUUUGUGCGCUGUAUCUGAAGAGUCAAAACGCCACACCACCUGUGUAUGCUGUAGGGUGAGGUGCACAGUCAUUGGUGGUGGGCUGAAAGACCGGCAUAAAUGCUGUACAUGUCCAUGUCUCCUUCAGGUGUGAGAGCCAGAGCGCCCUCAGUUUGCAGGCCCGUGCGCAUGUCCUCGCUGUCGUUGUGUCUCUACCCGAAUUGGUAUCUCUGGGGGAGGUCCGGAUGGUAACCACCUGCAAGGGAACGACUCCUCUAUUCAGGCAGGUUGUGUGUGCUGCUUUCAGUACACUGAAGGCAAGUAUACCCCGACCUCCCCUCUCAGAGGACCUCGGCCAGUCUCUCUGUCCUCAUGUACUUGCCACGUUUUAUAAGAUGUGUCACCUGGGUGUCCUUUUAACUCUUUGUUUGGAUUUUUUCGAGGUAUACAUGCAUGUGUCAGGAAGAUAAUAAUGGAACACGACAGGGAGUCGUCCAUCUUUUUUUAGAUGGUGUUACUCUGUUGUUUUUCCUCUUGACCGUAAUCCAAAAUUCAUAUGUAAAGGAUGUUGCAUCCCCAAUUCAGCAGACAGCUGGACAAAGCUGGCAACACUUAAGAAAGUCAGAAGACAGGCAUUCGGGGCUGGGUGAAUGGUGGUACAUUCAUUUUCUUAAAACAUACCUCUGAAAUGGGCGGAACUGCAUGUUGACAUGUCCAAUCUAGUCAAUUCACCUGCGCUUUCCACCAUGUUUCGUCCUAAAUUGUUCGAAAACAAAAGGUUGCAAAUGGUGCGGCUGUUUUUCUAAAUGCUUCUGUUGUCUUCUAUAUUGCAUUUAUCUGUGUUUGUGACCAUGUUGUCUUUUGAUACAGGGAUAUUCCUGAAUCUGGUGUUUGAAUCUGCUUGUUAUGAGCGGUAAUUGCCUCUUUAAUUUACUUCUUCAGCAAUGUUUAGACCACCUUUGUAAGUGCUGUGUAUAUAUAUGUAUACCGAAAUGAAGAGUAAAAUACACCAAAGUAGCAGCCCUUAUAGUACAAACUAGUAAAUGUUAAGCAGACCUUUUUUUAUUUAUUUUUAUUUUAUUUUUCAUUCACUUGUGCAUGUCAACUCAGCAGUUUUGCAAUUCAUUGUAAAUACACAGUGAAUGUGAUCUAUUAAAGGACAAAAAAAUAAAAGAUGUUUUUGUGAUGAGCAUAACGAAAAAAGAAAUCACAAAGAUCACUGUGUCUCUCAUUUUGAAACUGAACAACCAGUUUCACCAAUGAUUUCCUUGAUUUCAAUAAUGACCAAAACUGAAAUCAAAACAAAAGAAAGUCAAAGAUUCGCCCUAUGCCCUUUAGAAUUGUGUGCAUUGCAUUGCAGGAAAGCAGUAGAGCAUCCAGCUGUGUUUCCCACCUCUAACUACUAUUUGUGAUGUUUCUCCCCGCUGUACCCCCCCACCCCUGCCCUGCCCUGCCCUGUCCUGGCCCCCCCUGGUUGCCGAGAGAGCGUCAGAGAGGCCCUGUGAGCCUCUGCCUGGCCCACCGCCUGGCCUGGCACGGCAGCCUCUACUCAGUCUGAGACGACGCCUCCGCAAAGCCACUCAUCCAGGUCAUGUCUAGUGGCAUGUGUAGAUGAGUGCCUCAAAAGCAAUAUUGUUUUAAUAAGAUGUACAGUCACACACAGGAUAUUGAAUGGGCUGAACACCAAGUUAUUUUACAGUGUGAGAGAAAAUCAGUGUCAUGGUGUUGUGAUUUUGGUCUUGCAAAUACAGCAAAAUAUGUGUUCUACUGUUACUGGGAGUUGUAAUAGAGCAAAACACAAUAUUAAAUAAGACUAGCCCACUAUGUAAAAAAAAGUCUUGCAUAACAACUGCUAUGCUACUAUGGAAAAAAAAAACAUUGUACACAAAAACUGCAUAUUCAGAUACUUCAGUCUGCUGUUUCCCUGAAAUCAUUCAGCAAGAUGCUGGUUUACGUAUUCUCUGUUUUAGGUGCAGGCCCUUAGAGAAGUCUCACAGGGAACCACUACUGGACAAAGGUUUCUGAUCUAGAGAGAGCUCUUUUUAAGUUUUAAUAUGACUGCACUCUGCCAUUAUUUCUGACCCCUUACACAUACAGUAGCUGGUAGGAAAUAUCAUAGGAAUAUAAAAGCAUACUUGUAGAGCACAAAAUCCAUAACGCUAAAUUCUCAAAAUUUUAAAUGGAGAAAAAUUGACAUGGUGAUAUUACCACUUUUGAUACAUUAUUAAUAAUGUGGUAUAUCUAUACCAAGUGAGCAACAUUUGAGGUAAUGCCUUUUCAAUCCUUUGUUACUGAAAAAUCUCUACAGAAGUCUCUACAACUGUUUAUACCAUUGUAAUCGUGUGUAUUUGUGUUUUCCAGGGUAAGUUGCCGCUUCCCAUUUUGGGCCAUACAAGACCUCAAGUCCAGAUUUCCUUGCUGCGCAGUUAUUUUUGUGGAGUAUGAUUCUACUAUAAUUGCUUAUGUAAAUGGUGAUGAAGAUAAAUGAUUCUUUCAAAUAUGAUCUAUGCAUAAAAACUGAACAUAAAAAAAAUAAAGUAAUGAUUGUUACCUUUUA